AUGGCAGAACCAACUGCCUCAGCAUACGCAGACUGCAAGGAUUACGUGGCAGUUGCGCAGCUUGUCGAGCCUGUUCCCGUUCCAGCGCAUCGAUCUCACAACCCCGCCAACAAUCAGAAACGAACCGACCCAUUCCAGUUUGGCUCACGGUUUCUUGAAGAAGGUGAUGAUGUCUUUGAAUUCAAUGCCUGGGACCAUGUAGAGGCCGACCCAGAAUAUUAUGAAUAUGCUGAAAUACAAUAUGCGAGACAGCGAGCCUCUCCAGUUUCCGACUUUGACCGCCAGCGGUUUAAUUCUCAACCUGCAAAGUGGUGGAAUCUCUUCUACAAAAACAAUACAGGGAACUUCUUCAAAAAUCGCAAGUGGCUAAAGCAGGAAUUUCCGAUUCUGGGAGAAGUGACAGCCGCAGAUGCAGGCCCAAAGGUGGUGCUUGAAGUUGGAGCCGGCGCUGGCAACACAGCUUUCCCCGUUCUAUCGAAUAAUGAGAACGAACAACUAAUGGUCCAUGCUUAUGACUACUCUAAGACCGCUGUGGAGGUUAUGCGGAAAAGUGAAAAUUAUAAUGAGAAGAAUAUGCGAGCAGAUGUUUGGGAUGUUACCGCAACAGGCGAGGAUUCCCUUCCUCCAGGCCUCCAAAAAGAGUCCGUGGAUGUUGUCGUGAUGGUUUUCGUCUUUUCUGCUCUUGCUCCAGAGGAGUGGAAUAAUGCGGUAUCAAAUAUAUACCAGGUCUUGAAGCCUGGAGGCUAUGUCCUAUUCCGCGAUUAUGGAAAGGGUGACCUGGCACAGGUGCGGUUCAAAAAAGGACGUUGGAUGGGAGAGAACUUCUAUGUUAGAGGUGAUGGCACAAGAGUAUAUUUUUUUGAGAAGGAGGAGGUAUCCCAUAUAUGGGGCAGAUGGACCCCCCAGGGAGGUAUACCUGAUUUAAAAAAGGAUAACGACGACACAGCAGCCGACGAACAAAGCUCGCCCGAUCCUGGAUUUGAAAUUCUUAACAUGGACCUCGAUCGCCGAUUGAUUGUCAACCGUCAAAGAAAGCUGAAGAUGCAUCGAUGUUGGCUACAAGGGCGGUUCAGAAAGCGAACCCGGCACCAGUCUUCAGAGGAAGUCCCUCCGCCACUCGACCAGUCAAGCGAAUUAAAAAAUUAA
This is a messenger RNA of Nannizzia gypsea CBS 118893, 1146 nucleotides long. RefSeq lists its product as hypothetical. The coding region runs from base 1 to 1146 and encodes 381 amino acids. The record is from RefSeq and is a predicted model, not a curated record. The transcript has a single exon. Lineage: Eukaryota; Fungi; Ascomycota; Eurotiomycetes; Onygenales; Arthrodermataceae. Gene Ontology annotation, molecular function: tRNA (cytidine-N3)-methyltransferase activity.